This is a messenger RNA of Lytechinus pictus (painted urchin), 3408 nucleotides long. Its product is annotated as sushi, von Willebrand factor type A, EGF and pentraxin domain-containing protein 1-like. The transcript is spliced from 18 exons. Bases 97 to 3408 code for a protein of 1103 amino acids. The record is from RefSeq and is a predicted model, not a curated record. Lineage: Eukaryota; Metazoa; Echinodermata; Echinoidea; Temnopleuroida; Toxopneustidae. Gene Ontology annotation, biological process: negative regulation of complement activation, classical pathway.
UUGUAGGCCUAUACGUACCGCAGAAAUGCUCUUCCUUUUAUCCUUUUAGAGGAAUAAUAAAUAUGGAAGUUAGUGUUGGUUAGAGAGCAACGAAUAAUGGAGGGAAAGAGUUUUCAAUAUCUGGCCCUGUUUGCAGGGCUUUUUCUCUGCCUUUUACACUGUAAAGGUGUGUUAUCGAUCUGCGACGACAUCGAAAUGAUUGACUUUGCGGAAAUCACCUAUCCAAGUUCGGCACCCCAUCCUGAGGGGAGUGUGGCGAACAUUUCUUGCAGUUUCUUUUAUCAGAUUGUGCCUAAUAAUUUUAAGAAUACAACAUGCAUCAAUGGGUCGUGGUCCGGAAGAUUACCCCGAUGUAGACAUCGUCCGGAAUAUUGUAAUCGUCACGAGGGACUUAUUCGAAUCCAGGAGAAGGAAUGUCAAACCCCGAGAUGUAACCGCCAGAGGAGAGCUUGCCCGGUUAACAAACGAUGUAUAUGUGACGGAGUGUGCGGAUGGACAUGCCUCCCAAUUUAUGAGGAUAAUUUCUGCCCAGAGGUUGCUGAAGAAGAAGGGGUCCUGGUCACCUAUGAUCCCCCAGAACGUCGCUUCCAAGGCAAAGCCUAUUUCUCCUGCAGGGAGGGCUACACCCCAAAUGAGUCUGGAAGUGAAAGACUACGUUGCAUGAGCAACAGAAAUUGGGGCGGAGGAAACCAAUUCAUUUGCAUCCCAAAUUCUAUCUGUGGAGACCCACCCAUCGUGGAUAACGCCUCAUUACAGCCGAGCAACAAGCAUUUCUUCCUACCCGGUGAUACCCGUUCAUAUGUUUGCAAUUCUGGUUUCUCUAUCCGCGGCUCUCGAGAAAUCACCUGUGAUGCAGACUAUGAGUGGUCGGAACAAGCAUUCUCCUGCACACCUCGUUCGUGUGGCUACCCGGGAAGACUACCCAAUGCCGAUCUCACCACUCGGGUAUACCAGUACAGGAGUCGGGCAGUAUAUGUGUGUCGGGAAGGAUACGAGAACCCACCUUACACCCUUAACUAUAGAACCUGCCUUGAAAACGGCGAAUGGUCUCGUAUAUUACCAACUUGUGAACCUGUUCGGUGCCCAGAAAUACUUGGGAUAGCCAAUGGUAGAGUGGAUAGCUGGGGCCAUACGUUUGAAAGCCAGGUCAGGUUUGAGUGUAACGAGGGAUACCGCCUUGACGGAAGUCAGAGAAGGGUUUGCCAAGGAGACAAAACAUGGAGUGGAACAGAAACUGUGUGUACAGAAGUUAUAUGUGAAGACCAAGGAACUCUCAUUAAUGGCUACAAGACGAAUGAGAAAUCUGUGUACCGUCUGAAUGAUGUGAUUUACUAUCACUGCAAUGACGGGUUUACACGGGAUGGGGAACCACUCAGCUAUUGCACUGAGUCAGGAAACUGGCAAUACCCAAUGCCUGUGUGUGGAGAAUCAUGCACAGUUCCUCCUCACCCACGAGAUGGACAGUGGACGAACUUACAACCAGAAAGUAUUGUAACCCACAACACCAGACUUGAGUUACGCUGCCGCAACUGGAGAUUCACAGAGAGACUAAACAAUGUUAGGUGUAAUGAUGGAGAAUGGUCUGAUAGUGAUGCAGUACGUCUUUGUAAAGGAAGACCAUGUGGCAUGAGGGGCUCUAACGAUAUAGCUUUGAAUAUAGCAUAUGAUCCACCCAUCUCCGAUGAGGACCGCUCUUCCCAUCUGAUUCCACAUGAUACAAGAGUACAUUACGAAUGUGAACGGGGCUAUCGUCUGAAUGGGAAUCAAGAGAUGAGAUGCUCGCAGGGGAGUUAUGGGUAUGGUUCAAAUGUGCCCACAUGUGAACCUGUUCUAUGCCAAGAGGAAGGUGUACCCCAUGGAAAGUUUGUUUACACAUCCCCUAGCCAACAAUUAAAGCGAUCAGAUCCUCAUCAUGGAGACACUCGGCGCCUUGAUUGCAGGAAUGGUUACAGACCAUGGGGCUUUACUCAGAGUCGAUGUGACAAUGGUCAAUGGGACAAUAACGGAAGUCAAGAUUUCAGAUGUGAGCCAAAGCCAUGUGAACCUCUCGAAAAUGUGAUGAACAAGAAAAGUAUAAGCUAUAGCACAAGCCAGGAAAAUGGGAAAUACUCGCAUGGGACUGUGCUAACGGUCCAUUGUAACACAGACUACAUACCCGCUUACGGUAACGGAACUGUGACCUGCAAUGCAUCCAGAUGGUGGCCAGUUAUUCCUACCUGUCUACAUUCAAGGAACAAGAUAAAAGAAUCAGAUUCCUCUCAAACUCCAAGCAGGCAUGGUGGUUUCAUAGACAGUGCAUGGCUGGCAAGGGAUGGCCAUAAGGACAGUGGGGAAGAAUAUUGCUCAAGGACCAGGGUGACCAAAAACCCGUGGUGGAAAACUGUAAUGCAUGACGUCUACAACCUGACCUUGGUGAAAAUAUACAACCGCCUCGAUAGAAACGAUCAUAGAUAUGAUUUAGUGGGUGCAGAGGUGAGAAUAGGCGUACAUGAAGAUUACUCAAGAAACCAGCUGUGUGGAGCCCAAAUAACACAUCAACAAGUUGCGGACAGUAACGAAGAAAACCAUGGGAUUGCAAUAAGGUGCGUGAGAAACGGCUCUGCUGGUAUCUACGGGAGUGUUGUCAGUGUGCAUAUUCCAACUGGGCCUGACGAGGAACGGGAGCUCAGCCUAUGUGAAGUUGAGGUAUAUGAAGAAGGAAGCUCUAUAUCAGUAAACGGUCCCAGGAAUGGAUCACGGGUGGGAUGCAUUGUUCCCGAUGUGGAGAAUGCUGAUAUAUCUAACAUCGGGAUUGCAAAGCAGCAAGUUGUUUUGGCUGGUACCUCCAUUCGAAUCUCAUGUAAUGCUGGUCACACCCUCAGAGGUUCAGACGACUCCAGGCAAGUUGAUCUUCACUGUCUUGACAGUUCAUCCUGGGAUGAAAGUGAACCUGUGUGUGAGCCACAAUCCUGCACUGUUGAUCGUCUACAAAAUGGCGGAUUUCCUGGGCGGAAAAUCAAUUACACCCACGGUGAAAACAUUACUUUCGCUUGUAAACCUGGGUAUGAGAAAGAACAUGAUAGGUAUUGGUGUGACAAAAGUGCAGCAAUCCCACGCAAUCCUAGAUGUAUUCAAGUCGUAGGUGACCUGUGUCCUGACUCCUACACUUUCAAGCAUUGUCCAAGGGUCUCUGGGCGUGGCGGUGGAGUGGCUUUUCUUCACAAGGACAGUCUUCACGUUGUCACCAAGCCGCAUGAAAAAUUCAACAGUUUUGAAUGUCUAUCCGCAACCAUCUCCAACGAUGUUAAUUGCAUGGACAUCUCUGUAAUCUACAGGCCUCCUGGUGGACAUAGCUUUUCCAGAUUCCUAGAUGAAUUCUCUGAUUUCCUGGAUAGAAGCAUAUGGUCCUUUUCACGGUCAAGGGUGUAA